GCUGAUCCAGUCCAACACCUGUGUCCACCAGACACGGGCGCGAACCUCCGUUGAUGGAUUGGCGCCAACGGCACAAACGCGAGGGAUGCUGUCGCGCCCUAGGCCGGCGGGCCGUCUUCGUCGCCGGCGAGCUUCCCGUAGGCACCAUUCUUUCCUGUCCUUCCCCCACUUGUACCGCAUACCGGCAUGGCAUGCUUCUUGGCCCGGCCAGGACGCGGCGGGCAACGUGGCGAGGCUGUCAGAGCGCAUCGCCUGGCGUGGCGUGCGGUGUCACCGUCUUCGUCCCCGAGGAGAAGCCCGACGUCUUCGACUCCCUCGAUCGAUUCUUCCUUCUUUCCACAUUACGGCAUUACACAGAGCAGUCGGUCACCUGUUCGAUAGAUUGCCCAUGAGCUGGAAGGUAACCGAAGCUCUGGCCUCGCUCAUACUGUCUUCUUUAAUUUGAUAAACUGCUUCACUGCACAAGGAUCUAGUGUGCGCCUACCUGAUCCUGACAAAUACAAUAUUUCAGUUCCUCGCUUCAAAGCAGGUUUGCACACUUUUUGGUGAAAAAUUGGCAGCAUUCAAUACUGCAUUCAAGUUAUGUAUGUCUUUUCGCUGUAAUGCAGAUAUGCUAUUCUGGUAAGUUUGCUCCCCUCGUUCUUCUAGGGCCAUUAUUUGUUUGAGUUGUAGUAUAGUAGAUGGCAAGAAGGUAGUACUCAGGUGGACAUUACUUGUGUGAUAAGAUUUUGGGUUUUGUUUUGUGAUUACCAAAAUAUGAUAUUCAUCAAACAGAUGCACCUUUUCUGCUACAGCAACUAUAAUCAUCGUUUACCAACGAUCCUGAAAAUAAACAAGAGCAACAGAUAUUAGAACUGGCUGAAGGUACAGAUUAUAUUCUGCUGGUUCGUGGGCUGGGCGUCCAAAUUCAUUAUGGUUGGGCGUAGUUGUGUAAUGGCUCAACUUUAUAUGGGGUUUCACAAUACAAAAGGUUCCUACAUUCGUAGCUGCAGUACUUAAAAUACAUGCAGUUCUAUGAAACUCAACGAAAUAGAUCUGUACUUUCAAAUUGAUGAAGUAUAUGUUAAACCAGUGGUUUUUGUAAGAACAACAAUUCUAUUCCGUCCCAAUGGAAUUCUGCCCAUCAAGGCUAUAAGAGAACACUGAAUUUAUAUAAUUUAUAACCAUUGAGUUGUGGCUUACAUUAAUAAACUUAGCCACGCAAUUGCACAUGCUUAGCUUGCUGUACAAUGAGGUGGAGGUGCAGAUUUAGUAGUCAAUUAGUUGUCCAGCAACUGCACAUGUACUAGUAUUCUAUUUAUAAGGACAAGCUGGAAAUUUGAAAUAAUUAUUCACAGCGAGGUAAGAAUGUUUCCUUGUGCUGACUUGAACACCUACAGCACAAAUACUUUAGUCCCAAUGAGGUGGACACCACAGACUUUAGUUUGGAAUUUUCGCAUCUGUCUGUGAACUUCCACUCUACUUUUUGCAGCAAGACUUGUAGUUGUCAACUCUUCUCUGCCCUUCCAGUUCUAGGUAAAGAACAGCAGAAGGCUAUUAAACCUACGUCUGCUCCUGCCUCCUCCGAUCAGCUUCUACUGCAAGUCUCCUAGCUAUAUGGCUCCGUUUCCUUCUGGGAUAAUGUCCCCAGUUGUUGACCUCUUCGUACGCGAGUUAUGGAAGCCAAUUAAGAAGCAAUUUGGCUACUGUCUCAAGCCUGAAAGCAAAGUUCGCAAACUAGCAAAAGCUGCUGAUGAUUUGAAGGAAAAUAUAGAUCUUGUGAAGGAGAAAAUUAAAUUGGGUGAACUCGAGGGCAAGAAACCGAGGGUGCAAGCAACAAGGUGGAUAGAUGACAGUGCUAAGUUAGUUGAAGAUGAAUCAUACAGAAUCAAGAAUACGUACGAUGGAAGGAGCACACAUAUCUUUGGUUGCUCCUGGAAUUGUUUCUUCAACUACAGAAUUAGCAGUGCUGCCACCAAGAAGAAGGCUGAUGCUGACGAAUUCAAGGAGAGUACUCCCAAUAAUGAUAGUAUCUUCAGUUUGCUCCCACCAGUUGGCAGAGAGUUGCCUCUGCCACCUAACAUCAUGGGGCAAAACAGGUACAUGAAAGAGAUUGUUGCUUGCAUCAAACAAGGCACCAUGAGCUUCAUUGGGAUAUGUGGCAUGGGAGGGGCUGGCAAGACUACUCUCCUUAAGCAAUUAAAUAACAUAUUCAGCUGUGCUGCAGAAACACAUGAAUUCGAUUACAUCAUUUAUGUGGACGUCGGUCAGCAGCAAGAUCUUGAUACGGUUCGGCAAAAUGUUGCAUCCCAACUUGGCUUGGUGAUAGGAAAGGAUGAAAGCACAACAUUUAGAUCUUCAUCGCUUUAUAACUUCUUGAAAGAAAGGAAGUUUCUGUUGUUGAUAGAUGACCUUUGGCAAACAUUGGACCUAGUGCAGAUCGGCAUACCGGAAGGUGGCAGGCUGAUUGGCCUUCAAAAUAGGCAGAUGAUAGUAAUCACCACACGCUUACAGCAUCUAUGUCACAGAAUUCAAGUGCAUGGUCAGCUGAUUAUGUUACAAAGGCUGGAGUUUGAGGAAGCUUGGAAUCUCUUUGAUGCGAACGCAGGAUGCAAUAGAGUAACCAACAGCAGUGCACAAAUCAGAGUUUAUGCCAAGAGUAUUGUGAAUAUGUGUGGAGGCCUUCCGCUAGCUCUUAAGAUAGUUGGUCAGGCUAUGGCAUCAAAAGAAAGUGAACAUGAGUGGAAGCAUGUCAUGUGGGGUAAGAUGUUUCAGCGAAGGAGGAAGUCUGCACCAGACCCACAGGUUCUAGCUCCAAGACGUGAUGCACCAGGAGUUUAGAAUUUAGAUACGUAUUGCUUGCUUCCCUUUAUUAGUGUCAGGUUUUGGAAAGUGGAAAGGUUUUGUCCCGUAGAAGGUUCUCCUACUACUUCCAAAUAAUUAGAGUUUGUUUCUUAGACUACAAGUUGUAACUGGACUAUAUAAGUCCACCCCACGUUGAGUAAUAAAGCAAGCAGAAAUUAAUCCAA
This is a messenger RNA of Lolium perenne, 3008 nucleotides long. RefSeq names its product putative disease resistance protein At3g15700. NCBI's taxonomy places the organism in Eukaryota, Viridiplantae, Streptophyta, Magnoliopsida, Poales, Poaceae. Gene Ontology annotation, molecular function: ADP binding. The record is from RefSeq and is a predicted model, not a curated record.